AUAAAAGGGUCACCUUGAAAUGUCAUAAAAUUUAGUAAAGUUCGCGUUUUGUCAUUCUUUAUCCGGCACUACAUAAAAAAGUAAUUAUGGGAGGAAAAUGGUCGAGCAUGGAUCCUUCCCAAGUGGAAGUGCCAGAAAUAGGUGCUUUAUUAGAAAGAGAUCCUUAUUUAAAACCUUAUGAAAAUGAAAUUCGUAAAAGAUAUGCAUUAUUCAAAGAUUACAUGGAAAAAUUAGAAACUGGUGAUGGCAGCUUAGAAAAAUUUUCAAAAGCAUAUAAAAACUUUGGAAUUCAUAUAAAUGAAGACAAUAGCGUUACUGCAAAAGAAUGGGCACCUGGUGCACAAGAAUUAUUUUUAACAGGAGAUUUUAAUAACUGGAAUAAAACAGCUAACUCAUAUAAAAAGUUAGAAUAUGGAAAAUGGGAAUUAUAUUUACCUCCUAAUGCCGAUGGUAGUUGUCCUAUAAAACAUCUUUCAGAAGUUAAAAUAAUUGUAAAGGAUCACAACAAUGAAUUGUUGGAACGAUUAAGUCCUUGGGCUAAUUAUGUUACACAAAAUCGUGCUGAAAGUGCUACGUAUAAACAACGUAUAUGGCAUCCAUUAUCUAAAAAUACUUAUAGAUUUAAAUACCCCAAGCCAAAAAAACCAGAAAGUCUUAGAAUUUAUGAAUGCCAUGUUGGUAUUGCAACUCAAGAAUUAAAAGUUGGUACAUAUUUAGAAUUUGCUAAAAAUGUAAUUCCUCGCAUUGUAAAACAGGGUUAUAAUGCAAUACAACUAAUGGCUAUUAUGGAACAUGCUUAUUAUGCCAGUUUUGGAUAUCAGGUGACUUCCUUUUAUGCAGCUUCAUCGCGUUAUGGUACACCAGAGGAAUUAAAAGAGUUAAUAGAUGUAGCACAUGAACAUGGACUAUUUGUUUUACUAGAUAUGGUGCAUUCACAUGCAUCAAAGAAUACUUUGGAUGGGUUAAAUAUGUUUGAUGGUACUGAUGGUUGUUUCUUUCAUGCUGGUAAUCGUGGUCAGCAUCCGCUUUGGGAUAGUCGGCUCUUUAAUUAUGGAGAAUAUGAAGUAUUGCGAUUUUUACUUUCUAAUUUACGAUGGUACAUCGAUGAGUAUGGUUUUGAUGGAUUUAGAUUUGAUGGCGUUACAUCAAUGUUAUAUCACUCGAGAGGAUUUGGACAAGGUUUUAGUGGCCAUUACGAUGAAUAUUAUGGCCUAAAUGUUGAUGUUGAGGGUGUAGUAUAUUUGAUGCUUGCAAAUCACAUGUUGCAUCAUUUGUAUCCAGAAAUUGUUACAAUAGCAGAAGAUGUUAGUGGAAUGCCUGGAGUAUGCAGACCUGUCUCUGAAGGUGGUGUAGGAUUUGAUUACCGAUUGGGUAUGUCUAUUCCUGACAAAUGGAUUAAGUUGUUGAAAGAAGUAAAAGAUGAAGAUUGGAAAGUUGGAGACAUUUGUUGGUCGUUAAGUAAUCGAAGGUGGAUGGAGAAAACGGUAGCUUACGCGGAAUCUCAUGAUCAAGCUCUCGUGGGUGAUAAAACAAUUGCAUUCUGGCUUAUGGACAAAGAAAUGUAUACUCAUAUGAGUAUAAUGAGUCCGCCAAAUCCGAUCAUAAGUCGUGGAAUUGCUCUUCAUAAUCUUAUUACAUUAAUUACACAUGCAUUAGGAGGAGAAGCGUAUUUAAAUUUUAUGGGUAAUGAAUUCGGUCAUCCUGAAUGGUUGGAUUUUCCUCGAGCUGGUAACGGGGAUAGCUAUCAUUAUGCUAGAAGGCAAUGGAAUUUAGUUGACGAUGAAUUGCUGAAAUAUAAGUUUAUGAAUAAUUGGGACCGCGCUAUAAAUACUCUUGAAGAAAAAUAUGGAUGGCUACAUGCUCAUCCUGCAUAUAUAAGUUGGAAACAUGAAGGAGACAAAGUAAUUGUUUUUGAUCGGGCAGAACUUAUAUUUGUUUUUAAUUUUCAUCCGGUACAGUCAUUUCCGGAUUAUCCUAUUGGCGUAAAGACUGCAGGAACUUACAAAGUUCUUUUGUGUAGCGACAAUAAGGAUUUUGGUGGCGAAAAUCGUGUUGAUACCAGUAUACAACAUUUUACCCAACCAGAAUCAUUUUCUGAUUAUUCAAAUAAAAUGUUGAUUUAUAUUCCUUGUCGCACAGCUAUUGUCUACGUCCGAGAAACAUAAGGACAAUUAUAAGGACUGAUGAUUAUAGUUACAAGAACUGAUUUUAAAGCAUCAUAUAUAAAUAAAAACAAGCUUUUCUUCCUGUAAAAUCAAUGUAUAGAAUUUAGAAGUUUUUGAAGAAUAUUUUAUUAAUUUAGACAUUGAUGAAGGAAAUUACAAAUUAUAGAAUACUCGAAUGUUGAAAUUUUUUAAAAUAUGUUUUUUUGUAUUUUGUCAAAUGUUGUGUAUAUAUUAAAUAAUGUUAAUAUUGAUAGUUAUAUACAUCUCAGCUGACAUAUUUAUGUUUUGAUACUAUAUUUUUGGAAUCUACAAGUAUACGAAAUAAAAAUAUGUUUUGUAAUUUA
This is a messenger RNA of Megachile rotundata (alfalfa leafcutting bee), 2509 nucleotides long. It is a transcript of the gene AGBE, whose product is annotated as 1,4-alpha-glucan-branching enzyme. Gene Ontology annotation, cellular component: cytoplasm. NCBI's taxonomy places the organism in Eukaryota, Metazoa, Arthropoda, Insecta, Hymenoptera, Megachilidae. Gene Ontology annotation, biological process: glycogen biosynthetic process. The record is from RefSeq and is a predicted model, not a curated record. Gene Ontology annotation, molecular function: 1,4-alpha-glucan branching enzyme activity; cation binding; hydrolase activity, hydrolyzing O-glycosyl compounds.